Molecule: messenger RNA, 2196 nt
Organism: Gekko japonicus
Lineage: Eukaryota; Metazoa; Chordata; Lepidosauria; Squamata; Gekkonidae
Product: oocyte zinc finger protein XlCOF6-like
Exons: 3
Coding region: 1-2196 (731 amino acids)
Biological process (GO): regulation of transcription by RNA polymerase II; central nervous system development
Cellular component (GO): nucleus
Molecular function (GO): RNA polymerase II cis-regulatory region sequence-specific DNA binding; DNA-binding transcription factor activity, RNA polymerase II-specific
Source: RefSeq, a predicted model, not a curated record
AUGCCUAACUACGCUGAUGAGCUAUUGCAGGUCUCCCCGGUUGACGCUCCUGUGGCGGCACUGCAGACGGCGGGUCUGGUUUCGGAAGACGGUCUGGGCAACAUCAGAGAAGCUACAGACAAGAAGCUGGAAGCUACUCUUCGGAGGAUUCACGAAUCCUUCGCUAUGAUGGUGCGGGCGGCAUCCACUGCGUCUAUAGCUGCCAGGGCAUCCAUUGUCUGGUUGAGAAAAUUGACGCAGCUGAUACCAGAGGACAAUCACGCACUGUUAGAGGGAAUCUCCCGAGCAGAUGUAGAGGAGACAGCUGGGGAAUUCCAGGGGUUCUCUUUGGAAAAAGUCAAGAGUGAAGUUGCCGAAGGACACUUUGAAGAUGGAGAUGGACCCCAGAGGCAGGAGGGAAGCCAAGCAGAGUGUGGGAAGAAAUACAGUCGUAGUGGAACUCUUCAAAUCCAUCUAAGAACUCACACAGGGGAGAAGCCUUUUGAAUGCUCAGAGUGUGGGAAGAGAUUCAAACAAAGUGGCACUCUUCAAACCCAUCUAAGAACCCAUGCAGGGGAGAAGCUUUUUGAAUGCUCACAGUGUGGGAAGAGAUUCAGUCACAGUGGCACUCUUAAAAUACAUCUAAGGACCCACACAGGGGAAAAGCCAUUUGAAUGCUCAGAGUGUGGGAAGAGAUUCAAACAAAGUGGCACUCUUCAAACCCAUCUAAGAACCCAUGCAGGGGAGAAGCUUUUUGAAUGCUCACAGUGUGGGAAGAGAUUCAGUCACAGUGGCACUCUUAAAAUACAUCUAAGGACCCACACAGGGGAAAAGCCAUUUGAAUGCUCAGAGUGUGGGAAGAGAUUCAGUUGCAGUGGCACUCUUCAAAUCCAUCUCAGAUCCCACACAGGGGAGAAACCAUUUGAAUGCUCAGAGUGUGGGAAGAGAUUCAGUCGCAGUGGCACUCUUCAAAUCCAUCUAAGAACCCAUGCAGGGGAGAAGCUUUUUGAAUGCUCACAGUGUGGGAAGAGAUUCAGUCGCAGUGGCACUCUUCAAAUCCAUCUAAGAACCCAUGCAGGGGAGAAGCUUUUUGAAUGCUCACAGUGUGGGAAGAGAUUCAGUCGCAGUGGCACUCUUCAAAUCCAUCUAAGAACCCAUGCAGGGGAGAAGCUUUUUGAAUGCUCACAGUGUGGGAAGAGAUUCAGUCACAGUGGAACUCUUCAAGACCAUCAAAGAUCCCACACAGGGGAGAAGCCUUUUGUAUGCUCAGAGUGUGGGAAGAGAUUCAGUCACAGUGGCGCUCUUCAAGGACAUCAAAGAUCCCACACAGGGGAUAAGUCUUUUGAAUGUUCAGUGUGUGGGAAGAGAUUCAGUUGCAAUAGCACUCUUCAAAUACAUCUAAGAACCCACACAGGGGAGAAGCCUUUUGAAUGCUCAGACUGUGGGAAGAGAUUCAGUCACCGUGGCCAUCAUCAAACUCAUCUAAGAACCCAUACAGGGGAGAAGCCUUUUGAAUGCUCACAGUGUGGGAAGAGAUUUAGUCAGAGUGGUACGCUUCAUGGACAUCAAAGAUCCCACACAGGAGAUAAGCCUUUUGAAUGUUCAGAGUGUGGGAAGAGAUUCAGUCGGAGUGGUUCUCUUCAUAUGCAUCUAAGAACCCACACAGGGGAGAAGCCUUUUGAAUGCUCAGAGUGUGGGAAGAGAUUCAGUUGCAGUGGCGCUCUUCAACCCCAUCUAAGAACCCAUACUGGGGAGAAACCAUUUGAAUGCUCAGACUGUGGGAAGAGAUUCAGUAGCCAUGGCACUCUUAAGAGACAUCUCAGAACCCACACAGGCGAGAAGCCUUUUGCAUGCUCAGAGUGUGGGAAGAGAUUCUGUCGCAGUGGUGCUCUUCAAGAACAUCAAAGGUCCCACACAGGGGAGAAGCCUUUAGAAUGUUCAGAGUGUGGGAAGAGAUACAGUCUUAGUAGGAGUCUUCGAAAACAUCAGGGAACCCACUCAGGGGAGAAGCCUUUUGGAUGUUCAGAGUGUGGGAAGAAGUUUAGUCACAGUGGCGAUCUUCAAAGCCAUCAAAGAUCCCACACAGGGGAGAAGCCUUUUGAAUGCUCAGAAUGUGAGAAGAGAUUUAGUCUCAGUAGCACUCUUCAAGAACAUCUAAGAACCUGUAGGGAAUUUUCGGGGGUUCAGGCCACUACCAGGGAUCCCCAACUCCAUUAG